This is a messenger RNA of Phyllopteryx taeniolatus (common seadragon), 4072 nucleotides long. It is a transcript of the gene arhgap45b, whose product is annotated as Rho GTPase activating protein 45b. The transcript is spliced from 24 exons. Gene Ontology annotation, molecular function: GTPase activator activity. Gene Ontology annotation, cellular component: membrane. Bases 178 to 3846 code for a protein of 1222 amino acids. The record is from RefSeq and is a predicted model, not a curated record. Gene Ontology annotation, biological process: signal transduction; activation of GTPase activity. Lineage: Eukaryota; Metazoa; Chordata; Actinopteri; Syngnathiformes; Syngnathidae.
GCGGACACUCACUCGUUGUGCUUUGUUGUCCCGGGGAGAAAAAUGAGAACGUUCACAUAGAGACACUCAUUGAAUGUUGUCUGAUAAAGUAGCACCUUUCCGGGCACCCCCCCCCGCCCCCCCGCCCACAUCCCCCGUUGAGGAAGAAGCAGGCGGCGCGGAAGAAGCUGGUCGUCAAUGUGCGACGGCGCGAGGAAGCACAGACACCCUGCGUGGAGCCGGACGGAUGCCCGCGACGCCUCCCCACUGAGCGGCGAGAGCGGCGGCGCAGCACCCAAGUGGCGAGUGGGGGGGUGGGUGGGGGGUCUGUACGUCAAACUCAAGGAGGCCGGCAUGGAAGGCCGAGGCACCCUCAAGAUGUUCGCACGCAAGAAGCGAGAACUUAUCAAGACGCCGUCCAUGUCCAAGAAGAGUCGAAGCGGAAGCCCCGGACCACCCAACACGCUGUCCAUCCUCCAGGAGCAGCCUCGGAAGGAUGGCGGUGACGUCACACUCUCCUCUUCGCCCACCUAUUCCUCCUCGUCCUCGUUCAUGCUCAGCCCGUCCUCCGCCGGGCAACAGGACCCCUCGUUAUCCUGCCCGGGAACCCCGAGCCCCCAGCUCGACAAGCUGGCGGCGGGCGCCCCGACUCCCGCCGCCACUCUGAGGCGGCCGACCACCCUGAGCCGCCACGCCAGCGCCGCAGGUUUGACACUCCAGUCGUGGGUGUUCACCAAAGGCCAGGCCAAAGGGGCCAUGACAGCGACGACACCGUCAUCCGAGGGCGCCGCCAUCGAGGUGGAGGACAUCCCGGCCCUGCUCAGGGACGUGGCGCGCUUCGCUGAGGCUGUGGAGAAGCUGAAGGACGUGGUGGUGCUGGCUGAAGGUACGGAGAAUCAGCGGCCCGUAGCCCACGAGUGCUUGGGGGAGGUUCUGCGCGUGUUGCGGCAGGUCAUCAACACGUACCCCUUCCUCAACACGGUGGAGAUCCUCACCGCUGCCGGGAAACUGAUAUCCAAAGUCAAAGGUUUCCAUUAUGAGGCGUGCAACGACUUGGACAAAAAGGACUUUGAGAAAGCCAUUGAGACCAUCGCAGUGGCCUUCAGCAGCAAUGUGUCUGAGCUGCUGAUGGGCGAGGUGGACAGUAGCACACUGCUGUCACUGCUGCCCACUGAGAAGAGCCGGUCCAUGGACAACUUGUAUAGCGCUGCAGGCCAGGACGGCGGUCAUCUCGGGAGCAACUCGGACAAUAUGGGCAACGUCGAGGGAGUGGACGUGAUUCUGCAGCGCAGCGAGGGCGGCGUGGACUCUGCUCUGCACUACACCAAAACUAUCUCCAAGUACAUGAAGGAUCUCAUCAGUUACGCGGAGAAGAGAACCUCACUGGAGAUGGAAUUCUCCAAAGGUCUUCAAAGAUUAUACCAGUCCUGCAAACACAGCAUAACACAUCCCCACAUGCCCCUCUUCUCCAUAUACUCUCUGGCUCUGGAGCAGGACCAGGAACAGAGCGUGAGCCUCCAGCAGGCCAACGCUACCCUGCACAACCAGACUUUUAUCCAGCCGCUGGUGCAGCGCAAGCAGGAGCAUGAGAAGCGGCGGAAGGAAUUAAAGGAUCACUGGAUUCGCGCAAAGAGAAAACUGAUGGACUGUGAGGCCAACCUCCGCAAGGCCAAGCAUGCCUACAUGGCCCGUUGCGAGGAGUACAAGGCCAAAGCAGCCGCCAGCCGAGCCGAGGAGGAGGGAGCGGGAGCCAACGCCAAAUCCGUGGACAAGAAGAAGCGGUUGGAGGAGGAGGCUCGCAACAAGGCAGACGAGGCGGAGGCGACCUACAGGACGUGCAUCGCCGACGCCACGGCUCAGAUGAUGGAGCUCGAGCACACCAAAGUCACCGUGCUGAGGCAGCUGCAUGACCUCAUCAAACAGAGCGACCAAACAUUGCGCUCGGCCACCAUCUCGUACUACCAGCUAAUGCACAUGCAGACGGUGGCACUGCCCGUUUGCUACCAGACCUUGUGCGAGAGCAGCAAGCUAUACGACCCGGGCCAGCAGUACGCCGCCUACGUGCGAGAUCUGCAGCUGCCCGACCAGCCCGCCGUCUGCUACGCGUUCGAGCCCUAUACCCCCUCCGGCGCAACCUCGCACCAAGGCUACAGACCAAGGAACGACAGCCUCAACACAGAGCAGAUGAGCCAGGCGGACAGCACCGCCGCGGCUGUGGACACGGACCACCAUCCCAGGCAGGGUCACAAGUCGUGGGGCUCCACAGUGAGUGAGGACAGCGUGGGAGCCGACGGCGCCCUGGAGUCUCCAAGCGCCAGCACAACCGACAUCAGUAAAAUUGCCCGGACGUCAUCCACUGGAACAGUGUCGUCCAAUGAGGACACGGACGACAAAGACGGGAAUGUGGCCUCAUUUGAAACACCGAACAUGAACGGCAUGGACCCUGACGUGGUGGUUUCCACCAGACCUUUCCGGAACGUGGGCCUGUCCAAAGCCGCCCAGACGCACCGUAUGAGGAAGCUGCGCACUCCCGCCAAGUGCCGCGAGUGCGACAGCUAUGUCUACUUCCAGGGUGCCGAAUGCGAGGAGUGUUUCCUGGCUUGUCACAAACGCUGCCUGGAGACGUUGGCCAUCCAGUGCGGACACAAGAAGCUGCGGGGCCGUCUGCAGCUCUUCGGCAGGGAGUUCUCUCAAGUGGCCAGCUGCGCCAGCGACGGCAUCCCCUUCAUCGUCACAAAGUGCAUCUCAGAGAUCGAACUGCGGGCGCUGAAGAUGAAGGGCAUCUACCGGGUGAACGGCUUGAAGACGCGCGUGGAGAAGCUGUGUCAGGCCUUUGAGAACGGCAAGGAGCUGGUGGAGCUGUCACAGUGUUCGCCACAUGACAUCGGCAACGUCCUCAAGCUCUACCUGCGACAGUUGCCAGAGCCCAUCCUUCCAUUCCACAUUUAUAACAACUUGGUGGGUUUGGCCAAGGAGAGCGUGCAGGCCGACGCUGACCCCGAAGAGGUUGGCGGCCACCUGGCGGUGGGCAAGGGGCCUCAGCUGGUGGACCUGGGCCCCGAAACUGAGCCGGAGGCACUGGUGCUUGUAGACAAACUGAGGGAACUUCUGAAGGAGUUGCCCAAAGCCAACAUGGCCACCCUACGAUACCUGAUUCGCCAUCUUCGUCGGAUCGCCGAGCUGGAGGAGGAGAACAAGAUGAGUGCCAGUAACUUGGGGAUCGUGUUCGGGCCCUCGCUGAUGCGUCCCCGUCCCACGGGCGCCACCAUAUCGCUCUCGUCUCUGGUGGACUACCCUCACCAGGCCCGCGUGGUCGAGGCCCUCAUCGUCUUCUAUGGCUCCAUCUUCCAGUCCAAGAGCUCCCACAGCCACAAGACCUGCCGGUCUGCCUCCCCCUCUGCCCACCCGGUCCUUGGCGAGGAUGUGACCAGCAGCUCUGCCGACGGUGAGGAGGAUACAGGCCCCCACAGGAAGAGCAAGUCUGAGUCUGACAAAAUGGACGAAGGCUGCGGAUCCAUGGGCUCCAGCGAGCAGCUCCCCGACUCGGACUCUGAACAGGACGAGAGCACCAAGCCGAGAGGCACCGAGGUUGAGGAUGAGGAUGAGGACGAGGACGAGCCACUGAGCUACCAGGACAGUCUGGAGCUGGACGGAACCCCGUCCCCGCCUCCCAGCGGACCCCCGGACGAUGCGAGCGGGGCCGAGGGCGGUCUGAUCGCAUCUCUGGCCGAGCUGAACAUCAACCAGUCCAACAAUUACUACUAUUGCUCACCGCUGUCUGGUCGUUCAAGAGUCCUGCUGGCACGUCUGUGUGGCAAGAAGGUAGCACUCAGCAGAAACCGGGCCAGAGAACCCGAAUUUGUCUAACAAUCACUUCAAUGCUCUUAAAUGUUUGCAGCUUUUAGCAGCAUUUAGCUUUUCUAACGCAUCAGUUCACUGUUUUUAUUGCCUUAAAAGUGCUGCUGGUAUUAUUUCAGCACUGUCUUUUGUAUGUUUUGUUGCUGUAAGGCGUUUUUGUUGCAUUGUUUUUUUUUUGUCUGUUUUAAUAAAGUCAUGAACUUGCGACAGAAGACAUCAAGCUCAGUUAACACCA